Molecule: messenger RNA, 1302 nt
Organism: Paramecium tetraurelia
Lineage: Eukaryota; Ciliophora; Oligohymenophorea; Peniculida; Parameciidae
Exons: 7
Molecular function (GO): zinc ion binding; protein binding
Source: RefSeq, a predicted model, not a curated record
AUGGGAUCAUGUGCGUCAAUGAAAUAAAAAAAAAUAGAUGGAAAUAUUUAAAUUGCAGCAUAUAAAGUUUGCAUAACUGCUUUCAUCUGGAAUAAAGAAAGUCAUAACUUAUUCGAUUUCGAGAGUCACCAAGCAUGCCGAAAAGAGCUGGAACUAGAUUUUUCAGCAACACUUUCGAUGGUCGAUAAUUAAAUUAUAGCAUUAAGUGAAAAUGAAUAUGUUAAAAAACAGGUUCAGCUCCUUAAAGUUGAUUGUGAAUAAGAUUACGUGACUCUGUCAGGAAUGAGUUAGAAAUCAGAUUAAAGAGUGUGGGCAAUACUAUGCAGAAGACCAGAAUUUGAGUCAUUGAAUGAAUGGGAAUUAUAAACAGGAGAUAUUAUCAAAUUAGGAAGAAUGAAAUUACAAUUACUCGAUUUUAAUUAUGAUUUAGAUGCAUUGCAAUAAUAAAAAGACUAAACUGACAUUAAUGAUGAAGAAAUAUAGUCCUAAGAUCUAGAUCCAGAUGGUUGUUAAUGUAGAAUUUGUUUCUAAAAAACUGCUACAGUUUCAAAUCCUCUUUUUAGUCCAUGCAAAUGUAUCGGUUCCAUGAAAUAUGUCCAUCUUCAUUGUUUAUAAGUUUGGAUUUAGUAAUCAAUUAAAGUUAAAAAUCAGUAAUCUUCAACCUAAUACAUCUGGAAGAAAAUGGAGUGUGAAAUUUGCAAAAUGCCAUUAAAAAGCACAUAUACCUACUAAAGGUAGAUCUUCUGUAUUAUGCAAAUUCAGAAGCCUAUAGUGCCUUAUAUGAUUUGGAAAAUCACUUCUGAUGACAAAUCCAAGGAAGGCAUCAUCUAGGUCAUGGAACUCUAAGAUAAAGCAGAAAUUAAAAUUGGGAGAAUACCCGACUGUGAUAUCAAACUUAAAGAUAUUUCAGUGUCCAGAAGUCAUGCCUUAAUCAAAGUUAUCAAACAAGAAGAUAAUCACUUCAAACUUAUUCUCUAAGAUAAUAAUUCCAAAUUUGGGACUCUUCUAUAUGCCUAGUCCGAUAAACUUCUCAAGUAUAAUUUACCAUCAUUGCAAAAAGUACUUUACUAGAUUGGAAGAGUCCUAUUAUACAUUCAAUUUAAGGAUAAAGGCAAGUCCUAUAAUAAACAAUUCACUUGUUACAAACACCCUGAUAAAAUUGUAGUCCAAACAAAAAUAAAUCAAAAUGAAUAAGCCACAAUCAUCCCGAAUGUUGAAAAAGAUAAGGAUAAUCAACUAUCAUUUUAAACUAAUAAUGAAUUACAUUAAGAAGAUAUCGUAAUUAAUGUAAAAUAAAUAUGA